CCCCCAACCCGCCGGGCCUCUUCGGUCGGUUUUCGCGCGAGGGCCCGCGCGCGCGAGCGCUAGAGUCUGUCAUCGACGUACUAAGGUAAGUAAUUUUGUACAAAGACAAGACUGUCACAUACUUUUGUAUAUAUAGUAUGUAUCCCGAACCGUCCGCUUUGUGACCGCCCCUCGCGGGAAUUCCACGAUCGUAAUAUUAGUAGAGGGCAAUGCCGCCGAGAGCCCUUCUAAUUCCUCGCCUCCCAUCUCCAGCUCCAGCGCCUCAUCCUCGACGACUCCCUCGCGCACGCCGCCCUCUCCUCACGCUUCGUAGCAGUAGCCACGGUGGCGGUUCCGGCGCAUCAUUGACAUCUCUCCCACCGUCCACAAGAAGAAGAAGAAGCACUCUCUCGCCAACGCACUCGCUGCGUCUCAGCUUCACGCCUUUACAGCACUCGACAGCUUCACGCAGAUUGUCGUCGCACGCUUCGUCCAGCAUGGGCCGCCAGGCCGCAGAGGAUCCGAGAGCGGACGCCGACGCCGACGCGCAGAGGAAGGCGGCAGAAACACCAGCGGCGUCGGUAGAGGAGGGACAGGCAAAGGCAAAGGAAGAAGACCUCGCGCCGCUGUCGGACCACGACUUUCGGAUAUACAACCAGCUCGCCGAGCGCAUGGACUCUUUUCACAACUACUUCCGCCAGUCCUGGACCAUCCUCUGGUCCGCCUGCACCUCCACCCCCACCACCACAGCCAUCGACACCGACGAGCUCCUCUACACCGGCCUCUCCCUCGCCUCCCACCUUUCUGCCCACCACUCCAUCGAGGAGACGUACGUCUUCCCCCACCUCGCCGCCCGCAUGCCCGAGUUCGACCCCCGCGCCGGCCCCAUGGUCGAGCAGCACGCCGCCAUCCACGCUGGCCUCCACGACUUCGAGACCUACCUGCGCCGCUGCCAGCGCGGCGAUGAGGAGCUCGACCUCGCCCAGCUGCGCGCCCGCAUGGAGGGCUGGGGCCAGGUCCUGUGGGCGCACCUCGACGAGGAGGUGCGCGCGUUGGGCGCGGAGAAUAUGAGGCGCUAUUGGACGAAGAAUGAGAUUAUGCGAUUGCGCAUGUGAGCCCCCUUCAACCGGCGUCGGGCACGGACGAGAAGGGGAAACUACGUUAGACGACUUGGAGUCUCAUGGUGUUUUGGGCUCUUGCGCAUCCCAUGAGGUGGAGAGUCGCGGUUCUUGAUACCAAACGCGGCUCGAAUCGUCGCCGCUCAUGAUGAAUUUGGAUAGAUGGUAUACUUGACCCAGACGCACGAGCUAUUGUAUACAAUACACUCAGCGCCCAACUGUCGCCACAUGAAAAACA
Purpureocillium takamizusanense is the source of this 1335-nucleotide messenger RNA. RefSeq lists its product as uncharacterized. The coding region runs from base 210 to 1094 and encodes 294 amino acids. The transcript has 2 exons. NCBI's taxonomy places the organism in Eukaryota, Fungi, Ascomycota, Sordariomycetes, Hypocreales, Ophiocordycipitaceae. The record is from RefSeq and is a predicted model, not a curated record.